AUGUACAUACUCAAGUAUGCCACAGUCCUUGGAUGGGCACUCAUCACACUAGCCUCGCCCAUCCAUGACUUAAAAGAAACAUUAGAUACUCCCCAAAACACCAUCACCCCCCGCGUAAACCCCUUUGCCUGUCCCGCCAACAAAGUCCACAACCCCACCGUCACCGAAUGGAAAUGGGCCCUAGACACCUACUGCUCGCGCCACACCCCCACCCGAAUAACCAGCGACUCGCCCCUAAUCUUCACCUACCAACUCACCGCCUUUGACAAGAAACCCAUCAAAUGGGUUUUCAAAGUGUGGAUCGAUGACGGGAUGCGCGAGGUGAGGGGCGGAGUGGGCGUACCCACUGUGUAUGAGUUUGAUCUAAGUAUGGAGUUGUGUAAGAAGAAGUUUAUGAAUAUGGUUACCGAGGGGAAGGGUGGGGGGAUGCCCAAGGUGGUUUGUGAGAUAGGCAAGGAGAGGUUGUUUCGUGGGGGGAGUUAUAGGGAUUUGGUGGUUAAGAAUAGAUUUGGGGAGGCGGUUUGGGAGUCGAGGCGGCUUAAGGGGGAUGAUUAG
Messenger RNA from Bipolaris victoriae FI3, 555 nucleotides. RefSeq lists its product as hypothetical. The record is from RefSeq and is a predicted model, not a curated record. The coding region runs from base 1 to 555 and encodes 184 amino acids. The transcript has a single exon. Lineage: Eukaryota; Fungi; Ascomycota; Dothideomycetes; Pleosporales; Pleosporaceae.